This is a messenger RNA of Anastrepha obliqua, 2294 nucleotides long. RefSeq names its product integumentary mucin C.1-like. The record is from RefSeq and is a predicted model, not a curated record. Lineage: Eukaryota; Metazoa; Arthropoda; Insecta; Diptera; Tephritidae. The transcript has 2 exons. Gene Ontology annotation, cellular component: cytoplasmic vesicle. Bases 1 to 609 code for a protein of 202 amino acids.
AUGGUUAGCGUCAAAGGGCGCGAAGUAGAAGAUGCUAGACCGCGCACAAUGUACUCCAGAGGCGAGGAAACGUGGUGCUCAAAUGUUGCCAAUAAAUCAACGGUUGUCCCGACCAACAGCGGUACAGAGAGCGCAACAACUUUGAGCGAAGCAACUACAACAGAGGUACCGGCAAACAUAACAACUUCAGCGACCCCAAAUCAAAAUAUUACGACGAAUGCAACACCAGCACCUGAUCAAAAUAUAACAUCUACUUCUACAACAACAACCGAACCACCUACCAAUACAACUACAACUUUACCUACCACUACAACUACAAUUCUACCUAAUAUUACCACUACCACCCCGGCACCGAAUACUACUACUCCAACAACCAGCAGCACUAGCUCCACCACAACAACCCCUGUCCCGGACAACAGCACAACUACAACCACGACUACAACUACCACCACAACGGCUGCACCGCCAACCCCCCGGCCACCAUGUAAUCACUUUGAUUUUCCUUCCUUCAUUGGGGGCAUUGUAUUGACUCUGGGCAUUUUGGCCAUUAGUUUGGUCGCCUACAAAUUCUACAAGGCACGCAAUGAGCGCAACUACCACACCCUUUGAGCCGCCACUGCGUUUACGUCGGCAUUCAAUGCAGCAGCCGACACAGCGCCGUCCAACUCAAACAUAGACGUAGAACGUGUCCGUUUCGUACAGCCCUCGUUUCCGUUACGAUCACCACCCCCACCCCCUCCAUCGGCAGAGUCCGCCGGCGCAGCUCCACCUUCGUCACCAUCCAUUCGACAACGGUUGCUGCAAACAUAAUUAUUAAAAACUGAUAAUAUUCAGAUGCAAUUAAAGUAAACUAUGAAUACAUAUGUAAUGUAUUGUAAUUUCUUUCCUUUCCUAAUAACAAGCUAUGUGUGUAUGCAUAAGCAACAGCAGUAAUUAAUAACUUUUUCUGCACUCUAUGUAAAACCAAACUACAAACGCGUAGUUAGACGAUACUUUAGAACAAACAAAUAGAUUCUCGUGUUUUCUCUGCUAAUGCCCUAAAGAUAGUAUAUUGAAGGUUGAGAGGAAAAAAAUUGCUAUAUGCUGAACAUUAGCCGAUUAACUGCUUGUUUUUACGUGUUAAUUGAAUAUAAUUAUUUAUACUAUAUUUACGGUGCAUUAUUAAAGACUUUUGACUAAGAAAUACAAAAAACAAAAAAGUUUAAAUAAUUAUAACAUAUUUGAGACUGCUUCAUUAGAAUGAUGUCUGAUAAAAUCUGAAUGUUAGCGCUAUCGAACACGCUUCAUAAAAAAAUGUCUACAGUUCUUUAAACUAACGUAACGAUGAGAGCGAUAAACAUGCAAUUUGGUUUCUUAGUGGGUGCCGGACUUAUUAGCGAUUCUAUGUCAAGAGACGCAAGUAAUUUGGACUUUGUCUUCAAUUCUUCUAAAAGUUGGUUUAUUUGUAGGCUGAGUAUAAGAAAUAAACGGAAAAAAUUUUGAAAUUUUCUCAAUGUUGAAUAUUUUGAUAUAUACUAAUAUAAAGUUAAAUAUCUUCGGUCUUUUUUAACAUUUGUAUAAUUUUUAAGAUAAAAUAUUUAGAAAUAAAUUUUUUUGGGAAAGAAAUUAUGUUUUUUUUUUGUUUUAAAACUUUUUUUUUGCGUUUUUGAGAAACAUUGCUACUGAUUUUUUGGUUUUGUUAUCUAUUUAUAGCUGAGACUAUACUCAGUACACCAGUUUUAUAAGGGGAUUCCCAUAAUUUUUCGAUUUAUAUUCAAAUACGAAAAAAAGUGUUGUUGUUCUUGUAGCAGUAUAAACAUUCCUCACACAUAUUUUGGAAAUGCUGCUGGAGUGACAGUCCCUGGCUAGGAAUACAUCUGGGUCGUUUCGGCAAUCGAUUUGCAACCGGGCGUAAAUAAAAUAGUAGGAUCACUUGACAUGGAGUCGCUCUUGAAAGAUAUAUAUUUUAUGUCACAUUCAUAAAUAAAGUUUCCUAAUGUGAAAUAAAAUAAUGUAUUGGCGGUGUUUUGCUUAUCACAAAACACAUAAUUUUUGGUAAUUUAAGUGAGAAGUGUAGAUAUUUGUUUUAAUAAAAUAAAAUCUUAUAAAUAUUUAGAAGAAAAGCAUACAUGCAUGUCAUAUUGAAUAUACAUAUGGAUGUAAUAUGCAUUAAUUUACUACCACCUGCUUAGAUGUAUGCAAGUCAACUAAUACUUUGUUCAUAGGUGCGACAAACACCUGUUUGAAUGUAUUUACUUCUUAUUCGCAUAUAGUUUACUUUAUGGUUUGAAUAAAUCUCCAAAUAUAACAUGCAA